Megalobrama amblycephala (Wuchang bream) is the source of this 1180-nucleotide messenger RNA. RefSeq names its product small integral membrane protein 22 (gene smim22). The coding region runs from base 199 to 441 and encodes 80 amino acids. Gene Ontology annotation, biological process: regulation of cell population proliferation. The transcript has 4 exons. Lineage: Eukaryota; Metazoa; Chordata; Actinopteri; Cypriniformes; Xenocyprididae. The record is from RefSeq and is a predicted model, not a curated record.
UAAGCGUAGAAUAUGUUAAAAGCCCUUUUUAGACUCCUGUAGUUUUGUAAAAGCAUCGCACUUCCGCAAAACCCUUUCACUGAGCAGGAGCUGCAUCUCAGUACAGGUGUGGCGCAGUAACCCGGAAACACGACAGAGCAAAACAACAGCGUGUAAUUAAUAUCAUUCCCUCCAUUUCGGGAUCUUCUUACUGAAGUCAUGGACAAGAGCAUUCAACAGGAUUUUGAGAACCAGUUCAACGAUGUGGUCUCAAGACUACAAUCAAAGCAGAUGUUUCAGUCAGACUGGGACAUUGCCUCCUUUGCAGUUUUCUUCAUCUUUAUAGGCAUGGUCCUCUUGCUGGUUAUCUUGGUCCUCAUCCGCUGCUGUUGCUGCUGCUGCUGCGACGAGAAGCCAAGAAGACAGAAGGUGGGCAUCGACAAUAUGGGAAUGGAGCCGUGAUUUUCCAGAAACAACGGGAACCACUACAUUCAAAUCACCUACAAAAUAUCAAUUAUGUGAAUCUAUUUUUAUAUCACUUUUAUGCCACCUAAUCAUUAUUUAUACUCGGAAAAGGAUCAUUUAUUAGAGGAAGAAUAUAUUUCAGGAAGAUGCUUCCUUAUAGCGAUGUUAAAAACAAAAACCUUUCCCAAUCAUGUAAAAAUGCUGUUAAUAUUUACCCAGGACAUCACCUGAUUGAAGCUGUGUUUGUCCAUUAGAGAUUCCAGAUCCACUUUUUUUUAGUUAAACACAUUAUUGAAGCAUUGUAUAUCAGAUUUCCUGGAUGGAACAAAUGCAGGCCCUCAACAAAGAGCCUUCAGUGACAUUUUCUUGUUUUUGUAGAUUAAUUUGGAAUCUGGCUGUUACUGAUUAUCCCAGCCACUCAGCCAACACCUUUUCCUUGAUUCAGGCAUGUCUAAGACUUGAGUUUUCAGUGUAUUUGUUUUAAAGGCUUGACUUUUAAAUCUGAAAUGUAAACAAUACAGAACCUACACACUUUCUGAAAAGAUUUUAAAAAGUUCACUUUAUUGUUAAAACCUCUCAUUUUUUAGAAGAGGAAAACAGAUUAAGCAAUGUUUUAUUUAUGGAAACUAACUUGGAAGAAUGAGUAUGAAUGUUUGUGUAACAUUUUUACAAUGUACCACACUGUUAUAAAAUUUAGACUUUAUAAGCCAAUAAUAAAUCUAUUUAAAAUAUUUAA